UGGCGCUACAAUACCUAGAAUACUUGAAAACAAAAUCUAAUCAUAGACAGCGCACUUCACUCCGUUAAUAACGCCUAGGUUCUUAGCUACUCUAGCGCUACUCUGGAGAGAUUUGGCUGGACACUUUUGCAAACAACAGUUCGACCAUAAGAGAUUUCACUCCUUUUAAUUCCACACUCCAUACUUUUGAAGUUUGACAGUCGUUCUGGUUCAUAUUAUAGUUCUGUGCACACACCAAACGACAUCGACGUGCAUAACAGUCACAGCAGAGAUAGUCAAUGAUACAAAUAAGAGUCUAAAAAUAAGAUUAUAAUAUAAAUAAUACAUACGAUGCAUAAUUUGGAUUCAGACAGUGAAGAUGAAUUGCCUCCAGGUUGGGAGGAAAAAUCCACCGAAGAUGGAAGUGUUUACUUUGUAAACACAUGCAUAUCCAAGACUCAAUGGACCCAUCCACGUACAGGCCGUAAGAAAGUUAUACCGAAAGAAUUUCCCUUUGGUUGGUCGAAAACUGUAGAUGAAGAGGGGAAGACUUUAUAUGUUCAGCAGGAAACUGGUCAUAAGACUUAUGUGGAUCCCCGACUAGCUUUUGCUAAGGAAGAGAAAAAACAUGUGCAUGAUUUUCGGCAGAGGUUUGAUGCAUCUUCAACUGCAUUUCAAAUUUUACAUGGUGUAGAUUUAUCUGGAAUGUAUGCCAUGAUAACUGGCUGCAACACGGGCAUUGGUUAUGAAACGGCAAAGUCUCUUGCACGACAUGGAUGCAAGAUUUUACUGGCCAAUCGGAAUAUGGAAACCACCCAAACAGCCAUAGAAAACAUUGUGAAAGAGACUAAUGCUGUUGAAGAAAAUUUAAAAGCCAUUCAACUUGAUUUGACAUCCUUACAAAGUGUGAAAAAGUGUGCAAUGAUGGUGAAGACAUUAUUUUCAGAUCAUCUUGAUAUGCUGAUACUGAAUGCUGGAGUAUUUGGUAUCCCAUUCACAGAGACUGAAGACAACUAUGAGACAACAUUCCAGGUGAACCAUCUCAGCCAUCUAUAUCUGGCCAUCUUAUUGGAACCACUACUUAGAAAGGGCUCUAAGGUGAUUUUUGUUUCUUCUGAGUCCCAUCGUUUUGCCAGCCUUAAGAACCUGUUUGCGCAACAAAGCCUUUCGAUGUCUAAGGACCAGUACAGUGCAAUGAUGGCUUACAACAAUUCUAAACUCUUCAACGUUAUAACCGCUAAGAUCCUGAGCGAGGAAUGGAAAGGUAAAGGUAUUUGCGUGAACUCACUGCACCCGGGCAACAUGGUCUACACAAACCUGAGCAAGUCUUGGUGGUUAUACAGGCUAGCGUUCAUGUUUGUCCGACCUUUCACCAAGUCUUGGCAACAAGCAGCCGCCACGACUGUGUACGUAGCCACGGCGGCGGAGCUCGAAGGCGUCACGGGCCUGUAUUUCAACAACUGCUUUUAUUGUGAGGAGUCCGCUUUAUGCAGGGACAAGGAUAUAGCGAAUGAAAUCUUCGCUUUAUCGCUAAGAAUGAUAGAACAGCGCGUAGGCCCCGAUGGCCUUCAGAAAUAUUUGCAGAAAUAUUGUCCACCUAGCAGUAGUGUUCAGGCUUAAGAUCCGUUUACAAAGUGUAUAAAAUAAAGAACCAUGAUGAUGUACGAUAUCGAACGUAUGAUUUAUAUACUUACAGUACAUCAUGUUAAUAUUGUAUCUUGUAGCACGAUAGUCGUAAUAGUCGUUAUACUCUUCGGUGAGGAACUGGUUAUGUAAAUAGUAUGUGUAUAUCCCUUUUUUACUGUUCUAGAGAGUGGUCUAAAACUAGACUAAGAAGUAAGUUUUUUUUGCAUUUAAUUUCAACGAGGGUGCGGGGUGUUAGGGUCGGCAACGCGCAUGUGACUCCUCUGGAGUUGCAGGCGUACAUAGGCUAUGGAGACUGCUUACCAUCAGGCGGGCCGUAUGCUUGUUUGCCACCGACUUAGUAUAUAGAAAAAAUACUGAUAUUUAGAAGGGAAAAGGUGCUAAAAUAAAUACUGUAUUUAAAAUAAAGUUCAGUAAAUGAAUACUACCUUUUACAAUAAUUAUACUUACUGUAAA
Messenger RNA from Cydia pomonella (codling moth), 2079 nucleotides. It is a transcript of the gene Wwox, whose product is annotated as WW domain-containing oxidoreductase. Bases 331 to 1599 code for a protein of 422 amino acids. NCBI's taxonomy places the organism in Eukaryota, Metazoa, Arthropoda, Insecta, Lepidoptera, Tortricidae. The transcript has 7 exons. The record is from RefSeq and is a predicted model, not a curated record. Gene Ontology annotation, molecular function: protein binding.